Blumeria graminis f. sp. triticale is the source of this 777-nucleotide messenger RNA. Lineage: Eukaryota; Fungi; Ascomycota; Leotiomycetes; Helotiales; Erysiphaceae. The record is from the annotation of a GenBank genome assembly.
AUGUCAACAUCUAUAGUUGAAAGUCUGCACAAUAUACCCGCAAAAAAUCAUCAGUUGCCCAUGACCCUUAAACAACCAUCUCUCCAGCCUGGCUUCCGCCUAGAGGUAGCGAGUCCAGAUGACAUGCCAGAGAUCUGGCAGGUAUAUGCGGCAGCUUUUGAGGAAGAUGAGGUGUGGCCCGGUCUCUUUCGGGAUGUAGUUAAUCCAGCAGAAAUUUAUCCUUGGAUUUGUACCAAUUUCGCUCCUCGACUAAACUUUCCCGAUAUAAUCACUUAUAAGAUUACGGAAGAUGCAUCUGGAGCCAUUGCAGGUUGGACAGCUUUACAGAUUCCAUGGAAAUAUUUGCAUCCGUCGGUAAUGACAGAUGAGCUAAAGGCUCAAGUCACAAAGAAAGAAUUGCCUCCGCCUUUACCGGGCAUGGAUGUGGAAUCGCUCGCCGAUGCGUAUAGAACGAUGGGGGGAUCAAAACUAUAUGGCUACGAUCCAGAAAAUGAUUACCACCGUAGAGGGACUAUGAUCCGUCCUGACAUGCAGAGAAAAGGAUUUGGCUCCUUCCUCACUCAGUACUGUAAUCAAAUUGUCGAUCACACGGGUGAUAGGUUGUGGACGCGAUCUCGUCCAUCAUCGCAGAAAAUGUUCCGGCAGAAUGAGUUCGUCGAAGUUGGCCGCUUGGAUAGUCAUCAUGAACGAUGGGGUGGCACACGCGAAAAAUCUAUAACUUAUAUACUUCUUCAUUCUCCACCAUGUGUUUCGAUGGGAAAGGAUCCUAUGAUAUAA